AUGGCUGCUUUGUUACGGUUUCUGCCGCUGGAAGGCAAUAAUAUAGACAAGACUAACCUCGCGACUAAUGAAUCGACACAUGCCACAAACUCCAAGUCGCUCUCCAUGAGCUCCCAAGGCCUUCAGCUCCCCAAGCUCCCCAUAGCCCCCAAGCACCAAGCACCACCGGAAAUAUUCACUCUUCAGCGUCAAUACACCCUGGAUGUCCUAGACCUUGAAGACAAGGCUUCAAACCUGCUGCGCACAUCUUGCACGAAGGCACAAAAUGUCGCCGUAAACAAAACCCUGCAGGCCCUUACAGCUCAGGCUAAUCGUGGUAUCAUGGGCGCCACCGUACCGGUAGCAUAA
Messenger RNA from Parastagonospora nodorum SN15, 348 nucleotides. RefSeq lists its product as hypothetical. Lineage: Eukaryota; Fungi; Ascomycota; Dothideomycetes; Pleosporales; Phaeosphaeriaceae. Bases 1 to 348 code for a protein of 115 amino acids. The record is from RefSeq and is a predicted model, not a curated record. The transcript is spliced from 3 exons.